This is a messenger RNA of Rotaria sp. Silwood1, 2340 nucleotides long. NCBI's taxonomy places the organism in Eukaryota, Metazoa, Rotifera, Eurotatoria, Philodinida, Philodinidae. The record is from the annotation of a GenBank genome assembly.
AUGCCAAUAGCUAGAGAUCGUGUUGAACAAUUACAAGUACAAAAAUUAAUUUAUGCCGUACGAACAGAAGAUAUUGAACAAGUACAAAAAUUAUGUGAAAAAGGUGUUGAACAUCUUGUAAAUUAUAAUGAUCCACAAAAUGGAAUGACUGCAUUGAUAGCGGCUGUAACACAAAAUAAGGAAAAAAUGAUACAAUUUUUAUUACAACUUGGUGCUCAUCCAGAUGUGAUUGAUUUUUCUGGUCGUACAGCUGUUAUGCAUGCUGCUGAAUAUGGUCAUAUAAAUGCUUUACAAUUAUUACGUGAUGCUAAAGCUAAUCCAAAAAUUCAAGAUCUUGAAGGACGAGAUGCAAUUUAUUAUUGUUUUACGGAAUCAACACAACGUCAUAAAGCAUGUUUAAAAUUAUUAAUUGAAAUGGGUGCUGAUGUUAAUAAUCGUGCACGUAAUGGUAUGCCAAAUUUAGUACAUGCUUGUUUAAAAUCUGAUGAACAAGAAGAUUUUUGUAUUGAUCUUAUUCGAGCUGGAGCUAAUGUUCAACUUGUUGAUGAAAAAACAAAACGUACAGCUUUACAUAAUGCUUGUUUAUCAGGAAAUGCAAAAGUUGUACGAGAACUUUUACGUGCAAAAGCUGAUCCAAAUGCUUUAGAUCAUAAACAAUCAACACCUGCUCAUGAAGCAGCAAAAGGUGGUCAUUUUGAGGCUAUUCAAGUUUUAUCGGCUUAUGGUGCUAAAUUUGAUGUAUAUGAUGUACUUGGUAAUAAUCCAAUUCAUUAUGGUGCAUCAUCAAAUGCUGGUACUGCAAUUCGAUUUUUGGGUCAACGAGGUUGUAAUCCAAAAACUAAAAAUCUCGAAGGACUUAUACCAAAAAAGAUUGCCGAUCAAAAUAAAGCAAAAGAUGCAAAAAAAAAUAUGCGAAAAGCAGAAAAAGGUUACAAUGAUAUGACAGCAAAUUUACGUCCAGAUGAAUUUCGUGAUUGGAAAUUAAUGCUUUAUGAUUAUGUAUAUGAAAAUCAAGAACAACUUGAAAAAUUAUUUGAAGAACUUGAUGUUGCUGAACCAAAAACGGGUGUUAUACCAACAGAUGGUUUUAAAAAAAUUGUUGAAGAUGAAACUUAUCUUUCAUUUCUUAAACCAGAUGAUAUUAAAGAUAUUUGUGAAAAACAUGAAAAAGAACGAAAUGAAUUUGAUUAUAAAGCAUUUUUAACUGGAAAAAAAUAUUUAACAAAACCUUAUUUAAUGGCUGCAUUUGCAGGAAAAAAGAAAAAAAAGAAGAAACCAAAAAAAGCCAAAAAACAAAAAGGUGCUUUACCAAUUGCUAUUCAAGAUGAAGGUCCUCGAACAGCAAAUGGUAAUCCACCAAUAAUUUAUGCACCACAACAUAUUCAUCAUACAGAUAAUACAAGAUUUUCAAGAGAUAAUUUACCGAAAAAUCCAUUAGAAGAUGAUUCACCAUGGUAUUUAGAUAAACCUGAUAAAGGUUAUGUUAAUUUAUGUGAUGCUGCAUAUCGAGGUGAUUUACAAACAUUAUUGGAUGCAUUUAAACGAGGCACAUCAGUAGAUAUAACAGACAAAUUUAUGAAAACACCAUUAAUGGUGGCAUGCGCUCAUGGUGAUUUAAAAACAGUUCAAUUUCUUCUCACAUGCGGAGCUGAUGUUAAUAAAAUAGAUAAUUUUAAAUGGACACCACUUCAUCAUGCUGCACAUAGUGGUAUUCUUGAUGUUGUUCAAGCCAUUGUCGAAGCUGGUGGAUCAAUAAAUGCUGAAUCAAUAACAAAAGCAACACCAUUAAUGCGUGCUAUUGAAUGUUCAUCAUUUCCAGUUUGCGAAUAUCUUAUUAAUAAAGGUGCUAAAGUUACACAUGAAAAUAUAUCCGGUUUAGAACCAUUAACAGUUGCUGCUGAAUUUGCUGAUCCACGUAUAUAUCAUUUAAUUAAUGAAAAAGUUAAUGCUACCGGUGGUAAUAAACCUAAAAGUGGUACAAGAAAAAAAAGUGGAUCAGCAUCAGCAAAGAAACGACAACACUCAGCAGCAAAAACUACCAAACCAGAUGCACAAGCAACAACUGUUCAACAAACAGCAACUACUCAACAACCACGACGUGGUUCUUUAUUACGUGCUGCUGCUGAAUUAGCUAAAUCAUUUGAAAAUACAGAAUCAAUUGCUUUUCAUCCAAAAACAAAAUGGACAGAUUUACCAACAACAAAAGAACUUAUGCAAGAAAAAGCUGUUGUACGUGAUCGUCUUGGUUGGGAAGUUGAUUUUAAUGAUUUUAAAAUGCCAUUUAUGACAAAUGUUAGUAAACGAUUAGAACAAAUGACAUUACCUGAAGUUAAAAUAUAA